Aspergillus calidoustus is the source of this 1629-nucleotide messenger RNA. The record is from the annotation of a GenBank genome assembly. Lineage: Eukaryota; Fungi; Ascomycota; Eurotiomycetes; Eurotiales; Aspergillaceae.
AUGACGAUAACAGAGCCGGCUGCCGGUGGUGUCCGGAUUGCCAUUGACCGCGGGGGCACAUUUACCGAUGUAUGGGCCAGUCUCCCAGGCAAGCCCGAUAUCGUCCUCAAACUUUUAUCCGUCGACCCUGCCAACUACGCCGACGCCCCGACUGAAGGCAUCCGGCGCGUCCUCUCCCUCCACCGGGGCGAGGAGAUUCCCCGUGGGGUCCCACUUCCGAAGGAUGACCUCGAGUCUAUCCGUAUGGGGACCACGGUUGCGACUAAUGCGCUGCUGGAGCGCAAGGGGACGAAACAUGCGUUUCUUGUUACCAAGGGGUUUCGCGAUCUGUUGCAGAUCGGAUAUCAGUCGCGACCUCGAUUGUUUGACCUGAACAUCGUCAAGCCGGAGGCUCUCUACUCGGACGUUCGGGAGAUUGAUGAGCGAGUUACUAUCGAGGGGUUUGAUGAGGAUAUCGACGGCAUCUUCAAAACAAACAAGGAGAUUCCUGGUGUUCUCGUGAAAGGAACUAGCGGUGACAUGAUUCGGAUCCUCAAACCACUGGAUGACUCUGCCGUCCGGCAAACAUUGAAGGACCUCCGGGCGCAGGGUUACGAUACUGUGGCCGUCUGCCUUACACACUCACACGUCUUCCCAGCCCACGAGGCCCGCGUCGAAGAGCUCGCGCUCGAAGAAGGCUUCACUCACAUCUCGCUGUCGUCGAUGGUCGCAGCCAAGAUGAUCAAGAUGGUCCCUCGCGGAAGCUCUUCAUCCGCAGAUGCAUACCUCACUCCGGAGAUCAAGCGGUAUCUCAGCGGCUUCGCCAAGGGAUUCCAAGAUGGAAACCUCGACGGCGUCCGGUGCGACUUUAUGCAGUCGGAUGGUGGACUAGUUAGCCAUGACCGGUUCAGUGGCCUCCGUGGUAUCCUCAGUGGACCUGCUGGCGGCGUCGUCGGGUACGCGCGCACAUCCUACGAUGCAUCCUCCGGAACCCCAGUCGUCGGCUUCGACAUGGGCGGAACCUCCACAGACGUGUCCCGCUUCGGCGGAAGCUUCGAGCACGUCUUUGAGAGCGUCACGGCGGGCGUCACCAUCCAAAGCCCACAGCUCGACAUCAACACCGUCGCGGCUGGCGGCGGGUCCAUCCUCUUCUGGAGAAACGGGCUCUUCGUUGUUGGUCCUGAAAGCGCCUCGUCACACCCAGGGCCUGCGUGCUAUCGCAAGGGUGGGCCGCUCACUGUGACGGACGCGAAUUUGUUCCUCGGUAGAUUGAUUCCUGAUCUAUUCCCAAAGAUCUUUGGCGAGAACGAGGAUCAGCCGCUUGAUUUGGAGAUCGUCAGGGAGAAGUUCAUUGCGCUCACAGAUGUGAUCAAUCGCGAUACGGGCGAUUCACUUACCCCCGAGGAGGUUGCUUGUGGGUUUUUGGAUGUGGCGAAUGAGACCAUGUGUCGGCCGAUUCGGGCGCUGACGGAGGGGAAGGGGUAUGAUAUUGCAAGCCACAAUUUGGCGGUCUUUGGAGGCGCAGGAGGUCAACAUGCCUGUGAUAUUGCCAGGACGCUGAAGAUCUCGACGAUUGUCAUCCACAAGUUCUCUAGUAUUCUAUCAGCAUAUGGUAAGUCUGACCAUUGCUACCUGCACCAGAGUCACUAA